Prunus armeniaca (apricot) is the source of this 2271-nucleotide messenger RNA. The record is from the annotation of a GenBank genome assembly. Lineage: Eukaryota; Viridiplantae; Streptophyta; Magnoliopsida; Rosales; Rosaceae.
AUGGAUAAGUCAUGGAUGCACUCGGAUAGAAGAUCGAAGGCAUAUGAGUUAGGGGUGGAAGCAUUUUUGAACUUUUCUGUAGAAAAUCUUCUAACUACCACACAUAUCCGUUGUCCAUGUGUUAAAUGUGUUAAUUUGAAAUUGUUUGGGGUUGGAAUUAUAAGGGAUCACUUAUACUUUAAUGGAGUUGACCAAAGCUAUAAGAAUUGGACAUUUCACGGAGAACCUUGGGAAGCAGCUACUAAUGCUAGUAGAAAUGUUGAAGAAGAUGAUGACCAUAGUAGGUACAGUUUUGUGUCUGAAGAAAUAGAGAUGGAUGAUAAUGAUUUUGGUGAUUUUGGAUCUGAUCCUUAUGAGUUUGCCAAUGUGAUUGGGGAUGGAGAUCAACCAUUGUACCCUGGUUGUAGAAAGUACACGAAGUUAUCGGCAUUAGUGAAGUUGUAUAAUUUGAAGGCAAAAUAUGGGAUGAGUGAUGUCUGUUUUACAGAAUUAUUGAUACUUCAAGGCGAUUUGCUUCCAGAAGGAAAUACAAUACCGGCCUCUAUGUAUGAGGCAAAAAAGACUUUGUGUGCAUUGGGGCUGAGUUAUGAGAAAAUGCACGCAUGCCCCAAUGAUUGCAUCUUGUAUAGGAAGGAGUAUGAGGAUUUAACUCAUUGUCCUAAUUGUGGUAUCUCAAGGUGGAAGGAAGGCAAAGAUUCAAUCUUGAAAGAGGGUGUGCCAGCGAAGGUGGUGUGGUAUUUUCCUCCAAUUCCAAGGUUUAAAAGGAUGUUUCGAUCACAUGAGACCGCUAAGAGUUUGACUUGGCAUGCUGCUAGAAAAUCAAUUGACGGUUAUAUGUCUCAUCCAGCGGAUUCCCCGUCUUGGAAACUUCUUGAUGAUAAAUGGCCCGAGUUUGGUAAUGAGCCGAGAAACUUGAGAUUGGCUCUUUCAUCUGAUGGAUUCAAUCCCCACAGUUCUCUAAGUAGCAGAUAUAGUUGCUGGCCAGUUAUCUUAGUUACAUAUAAUCUCCCUCCAUGGCUGUGCAUGAAACGAAAGUUCAUGAUGUUGACCUUAUUGAUUUCCGGUCCUAAACAGCCCGGAAAUGAUAUAGACGUCUACUUGGAGCCUUUGAUUGAUGAUUUAAAAUCUUUGUGGGAUGGGAUUGGAGGAGUGUAUGAUGCACAUAAUGGAGAAUACUUUACACUCAGAGCUGCAUUAAUGUGGACAAUUAAUGAUUUCCCCGCCUAUGGAAACUUAUCUGGUUGUGUUGUUAAAGGAUAUAAAGCUUGUCCAAUAUGCGGCGAUGAUACACCUAGUCACAGGUUGAAAAAUGGCCACAAAAUUUGUUACAUUGGGCAUGGAAAAUGGUUACCGAUCAAUCAUCCAUAUAGGAGGCAACGUGCAGCUUUUAAUGGAAAACCUGAAUAUGGCACGCCUCCUGAGCCAUUAACCGGAGAAGAAGUGCUGCAUAUGGUUGAAGAUGGUGACAGAGUUUGUUGGAAGAAGAAAUCAAUAUUCUUUGAUCUCGAGUAUUGGAAAUACCUUCCUGUGAGGCAUGUCCUAGAUGUUAUGCACAUUGAGAAGAAUGUUUGCGAUAGUAUCAUUGGUACAUUGCUGGAGAUCCCUGGAAAAAAUAAAGAUGGGAUUGCUGCUCGAUUAGAUUUAUUGAACAUGGGGGUCAAAACUGAUUUGCAACCCGAGUAUGGAGAAAGACGUACUCGUUUGCCUCCCGGGCCUUGGAAUUUGUCAAGAGCAGAGAAGAGAGAGGUUUGCAAUUUUUUCUAUGGUAUGAAGGUCCCUGAAGAUUCAAGACUUCUUGGCCUUAAAUCACAUGAUUGUCAUACCUUAAUGCAACAAUUGCUCCCUGUGGCAAUUCGUUCUGUUUUGGAGAAGCCUGCAAGAUAUAUGAAAGUGCUAAAGGGGUAUGUUCAGAAUCGUACUCGUCCCGAAGGUUGCAUUGCUGAGCGGUAUAUAGCUAAAAAAGCUGUAAAGUUUUGUACCGAGCAUUUAUCUGAUGUUAGUACAGUUGGAGUGCCUUCAAGCCAAAAGAUGGAAGUUUCAAAGCCAUUAUCAGGUUGCACAGUGAGCGUAGUUGAUCGGGACCUGUUGAACCAAGCACAUCUAUAUGUCUUGGAGAAUACGGAGGAAGUCCUACCUUAUAUCGAGCAACAUAUGAUCCACAUCCAGACCGCUUAUCCAAAAUUUAGAAAGAGAACAAAGUGGCUGCAGGAUAAGCACAAUAGCACUUUCAUUCAAUGGCUACGCUUCAAGAUUGAAUUAAGUUAUGAUUAA